Alternaria alternata is the source of this 900-nucleotide messenger RNA. RefSeq lists its product as hypothetical. The coding region runs from base 30 to 716 and encodes 228 amino acids. The transcript is spliced from 2 exons. The record is from RefSeq and is a predicted model, not a curated record. NCBI's taxonomy places the organism in Eukaryota, Fungi, Ascomycota, Dothideomycetes, Pleosporales, Pleosporaceae.
UGCUCUCUAAAGCUGUUGAAAACUGGGCGAUGGCGGUGAGAUGUCUGAAUCUCGGAUGGACCAGCGACGAGCAAGAUUUCGAAUUGCUGCAAUAUAUGACUCAAGAUCCGUGGUUCACUAGAUCUUGGACGUUUCAUGAACAACAAUGCGCCGACGAUGUCGUUUACCUGCUGCCUAUACAACCAUCACUAAAGAGCAAGCUUGCUGAAGUUGCACCACAUGUGAUUUUCGAUCAUGAUGCCGUUAUAGACCAUGGUAUGGUGUAUUAUCGCAUUACUUCGACAACGAAGCAUGACAAAAACGACCCACUGCUCCAGUCAUACUUCCUGAGACAUAAUCAAGGCAACUGGAUGUCUGAGAACAUUCCUGGUACUAUUGAUACCGUCUACAAGAAGACACAGGGACGUUAUAAUCGUGUUCUAUCAGAUCGCAUCCAAAUUCUAGCCAAUGUCUGCAAUCUUCAGUGGAAACUGAACACAACGUUGCUGAACAACCCGGCGCUGAGUUUCAGCACAUCGCUCUUGGUUUUGGUCAUGGCAAAUACAUGGCCAGAUCUGGUCGCUCGAGCGCGCCAAUACGGAGAGCUAAAAUACUACCUUAUGGAGAAAAGUAUUGGGACUCUCAUGCGAGAAAUAAGUCGCAAGAAGCAUGCACAACACGUUUCUGGGCCUGUAGAGCUUUUAGGUCUAGAUCUUACAUCGCACCCGAAUGUAUGAAUAUUUGUAAUCUUUUGUCUCGAAUAUCUCAAUUGGUUUUAGUACUCAAACAGGAAAACUGCAUAGCUCGGAAAAUCCUCAAUCUGUCCACGGGAUCAAUGCGCAUGGUACUCGUAUAUUGAGACGGAAAGCCCCUAGCCAUCUAUCAAGAGAAGUAUCCCACCCCACUGGAUUAUAUCACCAC